Messenger RNA from Mytilinidion resinicola, 1650 nucleotides. RefSeq names its product glycoside hydrolase. Gene Ontology annotation, biological process: carbohydrate metabolic process. NCBI's taxonomy places the organism in Eukaryota, Fungi, Ascomycota, Dothideomycetes, Mytilinidiales, Mytilinidiaceae. The coding region runs from base 1 to 1596 and encodes 531 amino acids. Gene Ontology annotation, molecular function: beta-glucosidase activity. The transcript has 6 exons. The record is from RefSeq and is a predicted model, not a curated record.
AUGCUCCAUCCCAAAACAACAUUGCCGUCCUAUCACGGCCCCAGUCUCAGAGCAGCUCUUGCAGCUGUCCCUUCGUUUUGGUAUAAGUUCCCCGCGUUAGCCAUGCUACAUAAAGUGCCAAGGUCUGCUUCUUAUAAUAAUGCUGGCGUCUUGAAUUUUGGUACAGCAUCUGGAUACAGCUCCAAGGUCUACAAUGUCUCAGCAGCCCCAACAGCUACUUCAGUCAAUCGAGACUUCUCUGACCAAGUAUUGGCGUUUCUCUGGGAUCAGGUUGGACCUGUAGCUACUGGACCAGUCACUACUACGGUUUCGCCGACGCCCGAAGCCUUGAUAUAUCCUACUCCUGGGGUUAUGCACCCACUACUUGCCUCAAACGACACGAGUCUGGAAAGGUCCAAGCUGCCAAAGAACUUCAAAUGGGGCAUCGCAUCAUCAGCAUACCAGAUUGAAGGCGCUGCAAAAGAUGAAGCGAAGUGGCCUUCCAUCUGGAACCUACUCGCUCAUCGCGUGCCAGACCAAGUAUUAGACAACACCACCGCCGAUGUUGUAGCCGAGCACUAUUAUCUUUACAAACAAGACUUUGCCCGGCUGAGGAGUCUCGGCGUCACAGGCUUUAGCCCGAGCAUCAGCUGGCCACGUGUAAAGUACUAUGAUGAUGUUAUUGCUGAACUGGUCAAGAACGGGAUUUCGCCUGCCGUGACACUGUUUCACUGGGAUACUCCGCUAGCUUUAUUCAACGAGUACGGUGCCUGGACGGAUCCACAUAUCUACGUCGACACGUGGUUCACCAUAAACGAGCCUCAGUAUUGCAACUGGCAAUACAGCUAUUGCCCGGCUGGCAAAUACUAUCCUGCAUACAACGGCGUGACGGGAGGGCUGGAGGCGCGUUUCUUGUGCGGCCAUUACACGCUUCUAGCACACGCGAAGGUGGCGAAAUGGUACCACGAAGAAUUCAAGGGUAAAGGCCACAUCACCUUCAAGAACUCUGGCAAUUAUUGCGAAGCCAACUCGACAUCCAAGGCCGCUGAAGUAGCUAGGCGAAGGAAUUUCGACUUCGCCGAGGGUUGGUUUGGAGGGCCUUGGACGGACGGCGACUGCGCCACGAGCUUGAAGGAUGCUCUGGGAAGCUUUUUACGGGAGCUGUCGCCAGAGCAAAAGGCCUUGAUUAAGGGGUCUUGCGAUUUCUUCGACGGCGGGGUUGAGGCGUGCGCGUCCAACAGCUCGAACCCAGCGUAUCCCGAAUGUGCUGGCAGCGCUUCGACAGAUGCAGACGGUUUCCCUAUUGGACCAGCGGCUGAUCCUGCUUUGUCCGGGCUCUAUGACACGGCUACAGGUAUCUGCAGGUUUCUGAAGUAUCUCACGACGGAGCUAUUCCCUACGAUUCCUGCGGAGCCGUUUGAGUCCCAGCUUACAACUCUGAAUCAGAUAUCGACAACUUCGAAUGGGGAUCCGGCACUACCUCCUAGCGUGCGCUCCGGGCUGCAAUAUGUGAAUUACACAGACCUGACAAGAACACCAAAGGCGACCAUGUUUCAGCUCCUGAACUGGUUCAAGGAGCACACCGAGCCCAGCAACUCGACAAUGAGGUUGUUGUAGACGCGUAUGAGACAAAGAAGGCGGGGUGGAAAGCAUAUGCGGUACAGUUAUAGC